Zygotorulaspora mrakii is the source of this 1581-nucleotide messenger RNA. RefSeq names its product Fmp42p (gene FMP42). The coding region runs from base 1 to 1581 and encodes 526 amino acids. Gene Ontology annotation, cellular component: fungal-type vacuole membrane. The record is from RefSeq and is a predicted model, not a curated record. Lineage: Eukaryota; Fungi; Ascomycota; Saccharomycetes; Saccharomycetales; Saccharomycetaceae. The transcript has a single exon.
AUGAACUGGGCAAACAUGUCAGAGGAUAAGAGCAAGAGAUUGAAAAUUGUACAGAUUACAUGCGCCAGUAUAUGGUGUUUGUUCUCCGCUGGUAUUGUCUUUGGUUUCGCAGCAUUAAAGACAAUCUUGAUCAAGGAAGGAAUAUAUGCUGAUAUGUGUCAAAAUGACAUUGGGAUACUCAAAGCCAAAGGUCCUUGUGUUGAACAAGAUUUGAAAUUGAACUUUUUGUUCACUGCAGCGGCAGGUGUCACCAAUGUGAUAGCGUUGCCUGUUGGAACAAUUUUAGAUCGUUAUGGACCUCGUGUCUGCGGUAUAAUUGGAGCUUUCUGGAUUAUAUGUGGGUCUCAGAUGUUCAUUUGGUCUGAUUCACUCUUAAAAUAUACAGAUCCUUAUUUGACGGGAUACAUCCUUUUGGCAGUCGGAGGCCCUUUUGUAUUUAUUUCAUGCUUCCAAUUGGCUAAUACUUUCCCCAAAAGAUCAGGCUCUAUCCUCUCUCUAAUUACAGGUACAUUUGAUUCUAGCGCAGCAUUGUUUUUGUUUUACAGAAUCAUUUAUGAAAAAUGGGAUUCUGAUCUGCAUCUAUCGAAAUUCUUCAAAAUUUAUCUUGUUGUUCCACUGUUCAUUAUUUUCUGUCAGUUGUUCUUUAUGCCCCAUGAAUCUUAUAAAACACAAGGCAAUGUUAUGAAGCUAAGUGUCGAAGGUCUUGACGAGAACGGUCAUCUUUUAGAAGGUGACGAUGGUUCUGCUAUUAUCCCUGAUCAACAGGAGCGUCAAUCAUUAUUGUCUCAAGAAACAAUGGAACAAAAUGGAAUUUUAACUGCGCAGAGAAGUCGCCAAAAAUCGGUAUUGGAAACUUACGUGGAGGCUAAACUAGAGAAAAAAACUGGGGGAAUUUUCGGCAUAUUGCAUGGUUAUACCGUAAGAGAGCAGUUGAAAAGUCCUCUUUUCUACUUGAUGGUCAUCUUUACCACCAUUUGCAUGUUAAGAAUUAACUAUUUUGUUGCCACUAUAAGAUCACAAGAGGAGUAUUUACUUGGAGAUUUUGAAAAGGCAGCCACCAUGAACUCAAUUUUUGAUGUAGCAUUACCUUUGGGUGGCCUAGUAUCAAUUCCUUUGACAGGCAUAAUCCUGGAUCAUUUCAAAACCCUAGACACACUUGCUAUUGUCAUGGGUACUUCCAUUACAAUUGGAAUAUUGGGUUUGAUUCCGCAUUCCUUUGUGUCCAAUUUAAUUGGUAUUGUACUUCUUGUUGUCUACAGACCAUUCUACUACACUGUCGUUUCCGACUAUGUGUCCAAGGUGUUUGGAUUUGAUACUUUUGGAACAAUAUAUGGUACACUGAUCUGUAUUUCCGGUGUGCUGAACAUGUUUCAAAGUGUUUUGGAUGCUUGGACUCACAAUAUAUUCAAGAUGAACCCAUUUCCAAUUAACUUCGUGCUAGUGCUGGUGACAAUUAUAUCAGGUUCGGUGCUGUUACAAAGAGCUCACAGGGAAGUUCGUGAGAAACAGGCCGGCAAACAGUCACUGCCAGAGGAAGAAAUUGCAUCGUCCAGUAAUACUACUACCUACGGCACUAAUUAA